AUGUGGACUGGGGUGAUUAUCCUUGGUCUCUGCUUAGCGAUACUUAUAUACUUCAUAACUAAAUUGAAAGAUGCAUAUGAAAACUUUUGAAAAUUCAUCAAAAAAUCUGUCAUUUCAAGCUAUACUCUUCUUAGCCAAGCUGCUUAUGAUAGGCUUAGAUGAACCCACGGAAUUAAGAUAAGCAAGAAAAGAUAUUCCAACCACCAGAAACACAAAGCUAUUAUAUAA
Blepharisma stoltei is the source of this 228-nucleotide messenger RNA. NCBI's taxonomy places the organism in Eukaryota, Ciliophora, Heterotrichea, Heterotrichida, Blepharismidae. The record is from the annotation of a GenBank genome assembly.